UGAUAGAUUUUAUUCUAUCUUAAGAGAAAAUAAAAAAAAAUAUUCAGCUCUAUAAAUAAAUAUAUACAUAGUUUGGAGAUGUGUUUAUCCUAUAAGAUUCACUCCACUCAUAAAUUUCUAUAUUAGUAUAACUUAAGUAAAGUUAGUCUAACCCUGGAUAAUCUGACUCUUCAGUUUUCACAGGCAAACCCCAAAAGGCAACAGACACUACUAUAUACUCAAUCUUUAUAAAUUUUGGAAAAUAUUUUCUAACACACACCAAAAGGCUAUAUCACUAAACCGACUAAAACGUUUUCAUUCAAUUUCUAUUUGCUGGCUCACUUAUAAUAACAACUGGACGAAUCUAGUGGGAAUUAAGAUGGAGACAUAUUGUGACUGUUCACUAGAGACAGAAUAAAAAAAAUUGUGUGCAUCUGGUUCAGGUAUUAACUAUGAACUAACUUUAAGCAUAAUUACUUAGAUAUUAACUUAACUGGAUCGGCAUCAGUAAGACGAGAUAAGAGCAUUCCAAACGAGUAGUAAGCAGUACUCCUUUCGUUAUAAAUAUGUUCUAGAUGUUGGAAUAAACUUGAAGUAACCUGAAGUGCAAGUUAUGGUUAGUUAAGAAUGUUUUAGAGUUAUCUAAACAUUUGAUGUCUAAUGUGUUUAAGAAUUAUAUUUUAUAUAUAAGGAAAUGCAAGGUUGUUGUAAAUUAUAACUUGUGAAUUUUGUAAGUUUUAGUUUUGAGUAAUUUUGUAAAGCAAUACAAGUUGAGUGUGAGCAUUUGAUUCAAUAAUUGGUAUUAGAACCAGAUUUCGAUCCUGGUACCUGAGAUACUACAAGUUGGAAAUCUUGAAACCGUAAAAGAAAUAUGAGAAACAAUAAAAACUAUUUAACCCAUUACAAAAUAUAGAACAAAAUACUAUUGACUAUAAAAAAAUUUAAUACAGUUAAAAGUUACAUAGAAAAAUGAAAGUAUUUUAUAUAUUGAAACAUCAAAAAUUUCUCAAAACAAAAAAAAAACUUCCUAAAAUAUCAUAUAUUAAAAAAUAAAAAGAGUAUUAACUAUACUUUCACACGUUUAGCUAGAAAAUAGAAAGAAUAAAGUUCGAAGAAAAAAUAGGAAGAAAAACAAAAUAAUAGUAAGAGGUUAUGUAAAAAAUAUAGUUCAGACUGGAAAGCUUUUAUUAUAAACUCAAAAAUAGAAGCAUAAGCAUUACUUUGGAAAAUAAAACUUACAAAGUAUCUGAAAACUACGUUUGCAUCUUUGACUCGUCUUUGCCACUACACAUUUUACGAUGAUUUGAUUUAUUUUUUUGUUAUCUGCAAACUGUCACUAUUAUGGGUAUAAUACAAAUUGUUAGAUUUUUUAGUUUAUGCUCACCUCUUUAGGUCAUCCACAUUGGUUAGAAAUCCUUGCGAUUUUUCAAAUUUUUGUGUUAACAUUUAAAAUAUUGGUCAUUCAUAUAGUAUGAAGGAAGUCUCUCUCUUUUAAUUGUCCGUUUUAGACUAUUUUCCAAAAAGUUAUAUAAUUGGAUAUUAUGUAUACUAAACAAUCUUCUUCUAAGCUAUAUUAUAUUGAUAAAAAAGCUAUAUUAUAUAUACUAAACAAUAUUAUGUAUUAAUUUCUAACAACAACCUUGUUGUCAUUGGUAUCCAAAUACCAUGAGAUCGUUCUAUGUAAGUUCAAAUUUUUAUCCGAGAGAAAUGUUUUAGAAGCGAGCUAAGGCAAACAAGAAGGCAAACAAUAUCUGAUGUAAUUUUAAGGGACUAGCUAGUCAGAAAAACGGCAUACAAUAUGUUAUUGCUAUUAUCACCGACAAAAAAAUAAACAAUUGGCCAUAAAUAAAUUAAAAAGAGUUAAGGCGACGAUUGGAAAAAGAACAGCAGCAGAUGACCCUUUGUACCGAGGACUUAUGUUUGACUAUAAAAGAGACCGAAAACUAGACAGAAUCCUACAUACAUACAUACAUAUAUAAAAGAAAAACGUUUCUCCAGCGGAACCAUAUCCGUUGUUCAAAUUCCAAGAAAGAGAAAUAAACACAAAUGGAAGCACAUAACGUAGAGCGUUUGACAACCCCUGAAAUGAAAAACCGGGAAAAUAUAGAGUUACUCUACAGAGCUUUGCAGCAAGGUGACGCAUCGACGGUGGCCAAAUUGGUGGCCAGUGACGUGGAAUGGUGGUUCCAUGGACCGCACAAUUGUCAACACAUGAUGAGACUACUAACAGGGGAACCACCGAGCCAGGUUUCGUUCAGGUUCGAGCCAAGCAGUGUACAAGUAGUGGUGCCUGGUCAUGGCUGCGUCAUAGCAGAAGGAUGGGAGGGUUCACAAGUGUACUGGGUCCACGUUUGGAAGUUGAAAGACGGAGUGGUCACUGAGCUAAGGGAGUAUUUCAACACAUGGAUCACUGUCACGGAUUACAGUCGUGGGGCAAUAGGAUGGGACAUGGGGGGUUGCACGGUUUGGGAGAGCGUACCGAGGGAUCUACCUCGUGGUUCGUUACCUAGCUUGCUGUUGGCUAUUUAACUGUGUAGACUAAAGUAAAACACAGUUGUAUCUGGUGGUUUACUCUUUACCUAGUAAAUUAAAAAAAAGCCUUAUGAAUUUAUGAUGUUAUAAACAGUAGUGUGUUUAUGAAGCGACUAGCUAGCAACCAAAAAUAGUUAUUGUAUAUAUGUGUAGGGUUCUUUCUUGUCCUUCUUAUAAAAUUUGGUCUAUUAUUUUUAAGGUUUACCACACUCCACACAUCAU
Molecule: messenger RNA, 2733 nt
Organism: Brassica rapa (field mustard)
Lineage: Eukaryota; Viridiplantae; Streptophyta; Magnoliopsida; Brassicales; Brassicaceae
Product: wound-induced protein 1
Source: RefSeq, a predicted model, not a curated record